Molecule: messenger RNA, 1198 nt
Organism: Ornithodoros turicata
Lineage: Eukaryota; Metazoa; Arthropoda; Arachnida; Ixodida; Argasidae
Exons: 6
Coding region: 193-909 (238 amino acids)
Source: RefSeq, a predicted model, not a curated record
CUUGGUCGGUCGGCCAUCACUUUUCACUGGUGCUCCGGGCGGUCGUUCCACUUCCAAGUUGUCUUCCUGGCGAGUGUGUAUUUUUGAAAAGGGGGUCUGCCUGCGUCAAGGGCGACGCAUUUCCAGGUUAUAAAAGAGAUGCCCGUCCAGGGGGCGAGCUCAUUGAGGGCUCCAUCGGGUUGACUAACCGCCAUGAAGGUUGCCGGACUUGUUUCCUCUAUUGCCAUCAUCGGUGUUCUCGUAGGCGUCCAGGCAGGUCCGACGUCGAAGCCCGCAGGGUGUGGUACCGAGAGCUUCGAGAAGUGCGGCACUGAUCUCAUCAUUUUCGCCGGGGGUCCUGUCAUUGCUAAGUCAAAGGAAGAAGUAGGAACAUCGUGUCCCAAAGAAAAGGCAUCGGAAAAGUGUGCCAGGACCUACGCUCAGAAAUGCCUGGCCAGGUUUCCUCGGGGCAUGGUCAUGCUCCUUCUGGACGGCAUUAAAACGGAAGUCAAUGGCAAAUGCAACGUCACGAGCAAUGCUGGAAAAGAGUACCUAAAGCACGCCACAUGCAUGAACAACCAGGGCGAAAAGCUUCAUCAAUGCAUGAGAGAUUUAACUCACGUUCUGGACUACAGUGUUGACGCUCCUUCAAAGAGCAGACUGGCGCUGUCAUGUUGUUCCUUUGCCACAUAUAAGGCAUGCAUGACAGAGUCCGUCAAGAAGCCCUGCGGAGGCGAUACCAGUUCUUACGUGGAUAAGCUUAUCAACGGUUAUGCAGGUGACCUCUUGGAUACCGUCUGCGCAAACUUCAAACCAGGCGCCGAUUCCUGCAAGAACCUUCCCGAGGUGCCCGCACCCCAAACCAAGUCCGGGCGUUCCAUGUCUCUCCUCUCUCCGCUGGCACGGAUUGUUACCAGUCUUAACGGCUGAUUUUCUAUAAGCGUCACACCAAAUAAGCGUCACGACCGUUGUCCACGUCCAGUCAGAGUCAGUCGGUGUAAAGCAUUUCAGCUCGGACGCCAUUACGUUCGGCGGAAAAUGUCUUACGCGAAUGGAGAGAUGGUAUGCCUUCUUCCGAAGGGAUGCAGGUGUCCAGUCACAACGCUCGUCACAAAUCAAUGGUGACUGUGACGAAUUUUUCUUCGCUUUCAUUAUGUAUUCCUCAUGAACACGCGCCAUUGUGUCAUCACCAGUUGUCAUAAUUCAUCCUCCACGUCAU